GACACGUCUGGAUCGGCGCUCAGUCAAAUGAGACUGAAAUGUGAGGUGUGGGCUGGACCAGGAUCUCCCCUCAGCAGGCUGUAACCCCAUUGUACCGGUGUUCACCGUCUCCUGACCGAGUCGGCGCCGCUGUCUCAUCUCUGGGCAACUUUUUUGGAAUAUAGGACGUCGGGGGUUUGCUGUCGUUUAAGGCUGCUUUUCCACAUGUCUCCGUUUGGACCCGUCUGACCCUUAUCCCACAGAGUAAGGAUUUGGCGUUUCUUUGGUGGACUCCAGGAGACGGCGGGCAGCUGGUCCGCGGUAGGUUUUUCCAAAAGAGUGUUCAGACGAGGUCAGCGCUGAUGGGACUUAUAAGACUUCAGAAAGGGCCUGGUUGGGAAAGGGAGUGAGUAUGGACAACCUUUCUGACUUCGGUGGCCCCUGUCCGUCCACCCGCAGGGAAUGGGACACCAACAGCUGCGUGGAUGAUUUAAUGGAUGAAGAUGAGAAAGACAGGGCUAAAAGGGCAUCUCGAAACAAAUCUGAGAAGAAAAGAAGAGAUCAAUUCAAUGUCCUCAUCAAGGAGCUAUGCACCAUGCUGCAGGGUCAAGGCCAUCCACGCAAGAUGGACAAGUCCACCAUAUUGCAGAGAACUAUUGACUUCUUGCAGAAACAAAAAGACAUCACUGCACAGAAUGAAACGUGUGAUGUGAGACAGGACUGGAAGCCGUCGUUCCUCAGUAAUGAGGAGUUCACCCAGCUAAUGCUGGAGGCUCUAGAUGGUUUCUUGGUAGCAUUAACUACAGAUGGCAACAUUAUAUACGUGUCUGACAGUGUGUCUUCACUUAUUGGCCAUUUACCGUCAGAUAUGGUGGACCAAAAUAUCUUGAAUUUCCUCCCGGAGCGGGAGCACGGCGAGGUGUAUAAGCUGCUAUCAUCCCACAUGCUGAUGACUGACCCCAUUGCUGCUGACUUCCUUGACAGUGAGGCACAUAUUGAAUUUUGCUGUCAUCUAGCCAGAGGUAACAUUGAUCCAAAGGAGCCACCCGUAUACGAGUAUGUCAAGUUUGUUGGAGAUUUCAAGUUUCAUAACAAUGUGCCUACAUCUUCUUGUAACGGGCUUGAGUUGACGUUACCAAGAAGCCUGCAGUCAUCGCUGGAGGAGCAGGUCUGCCUCAUUGCUACUGUACGAUUAGCCACUCCACAGUUUCUAAAGGAUUUGUGCAAUGUGGAAGAUCCCUGUGAUGAAUUCACAUCCAGACACAGCCUUGAAUGGAAGUUCCUGUUUUUAGAUCACAGAGCUUCGCCAAUCAUCGGCUACUUACCCUUUGAGGUUCUCGGAACUUCUGGUUACGAUUACUAUCAUGUGGAUGACUUGGAGCUUAUAGCUCAGUGUCAUAAGCAGUUAAUGCAGUUUGGAAAGGGUAAAUCCUGCUACUAUCGCUUUCUGACCAAAGGUCAGCAGUGGAUUUGGUUGCAGACUCACUACUACAUCACGUACCACCAGUGGAACUCCAAACCGGAGUUUAUUGUCUGCACUCACACGGUUGUCAGUUAUGCUGAAGUGCGAGCUGAAAGGAGGAGAGCAUUUGGCUUUGAAGAGCUAUCUCCACCUGAGAUAGCUCCAUCUUCAGUUAAGGCUCAGGAGCUGUACUUGGACAUCUGCUCCACACUGGACCCUCCACGGGACAGAAACAGCGGUGCACGUUCGGUAUCCUCCCACAGCUCCCGGAAGUCCUCCCACACAGCGCUGUCGGACUCUGCAUCAGCUAACUCCUACACAGAGGCCUGCACACCAUCAUGGCAAUCUGCUUCCAUUGGGACCGAGAAGACAUCUGCCAGACUCCAACCCAGUAGUUCAAAGAAUUUGGCACAAAGACAAAAUUCCUUUGACCUCAUCCCCCAAAUGAGCCUCCCCCUUUCUCCUACCUGCAGCAAGCACUCCGCAAUGCAACAGCAAACACAGCAGCAGCAGCAGCAGCAGCAGCAGCAGUCGUCCAUGUAUCAGCUGCAGCAGCCUCAGCUCUGCGUAAUGAACCAGCUGAAGGAGCAGCUGGAGGAGAGGACGCGUAUUCUGCAAGCUGACAUUAAGACGCAGCAGCAGGAGCUGCACGACAUUAAGGAGAAGCUUCACCUCGCUAAUCUCCAGAUGUUGUUACAGCAGCCUAUCCACAAUGACUUUGGCCAGGCCCAGCAGCAGCAGCAGCAGCAGCAGCAGCAGCAGCAGCAGGGCUCGGGCAGGCCGGCCCAGCAGAGCCAGGCAGGGGUGAUCAGGCAGCUCUCAGGCCACCCGAAACCAGCGUCCUGCAGGGCCCACAGUUCAUCCCCCCACUCACUCCUGAGAGAGAGCAGCUCACCCUCAUCACAGGUUCAUCAGAGGAUUGCGCGGAGCGGACAGGCGCAGUCAGCAGUGAGUGUGCCUGUGCAGACGAACACAAGUCUGACGAUGCCCUUCUACAGCAACCCCAUGAUGUUCUCCCAGACCAACACGAGGUCUCUGCAGGACGCAAACCAAAGACACACAGACAGCGAGUUCAGCCAAGAUGGACAACUGCGCAUGCUCCUCAACCAGCCAGUGCAGACGCUGGUUCCCACUAGCAGUGUCACCUCGCAGCCUUCCCAGUGCAACAUGGGCAUCUCCCAAACCUUAUACACGCUGGAACAGCAGAUCAUCGCCCCUUCGUUCUCCAUGCAACAGGUCAACUGCAACGCCGUCCUUGUGCCCUCCCCGGUCUUCACGUCCCCCAUCAUGUUCCCACACAACACUUUCAUCACAAACCAGUCCCAGUCGACCUACCACACUCAGCCUCAGGCUUCUCAGCACUCCCUGCAGCUACAGCAGCCCCAGCAGUUCUUUCAGAUGACUCAAGGACUUGUACACGGUGGAUCUACUCCAACAUUCUUACACACCGCUAAUGUCCCGCAGCAAAGCACUGUGGGAUACAUCCAGCAGCAGCCGCAAACACAGCAAGUGCCGCAAGCACAGCAGCAACAGGCGCAACAGCAGCAAAGGCAAUACCAACAUUCCCAAAACCAGACUGGCGGUGUUUCAGACUUCCGAAAUAUGCUGACUCGGUAGCGCUCUGGACUGUUUUAGAGCGCCGACAUCUCCCUCCGUGUUGUCGCCGUGUAGGCGGCAGCACGCCGUGGCAUUUGGAAGUCAAACUUGACGUCCAGUUCUGCAGCGGGAAUGCUUUGGAGUGGCAAACUGCUUCUAGUGACCUUACUUUUUAUGUGAAGCUGCCCAUUCAGAGGAGGCCGGUGUGCAUGUCACCGGCGUGAAAAGCAGAGGCUGCGCUGGCCUGGCGUCACCUGCGGGGACCUGAGGAGAGUCUGAGCUGCUGGACCUUCAUCACCGCGUCACUAUCGGUGACACUGCCGGAACAAGUGGAUUAUCAAAGCUCUCGAGAAGUCGCCGCUUUCACAUGUUUACACGUGGAAGUUUUUCACUUAGCGAAGAGAGUUUCCUUCUAAAUGUCUGUUUGCACUUUGGUACCACCCCCCACCUAAAAGUAGAAUAUUUAUUUUUGCCCAUGUGAAUUAAUAUUCUAUUUUCCUCACUAAGAAUGGCUUAAUAGUGUUAGUAUAUUUUAAACCUACUGCUCGACCACCCUGCCCAGUGAAACCAUCAAAUCAUCACCCUCGGUCAGAUUUUUAGCUAUGCUGAAAAUGGUUCAUCUCACAAAGGGAUUUUUGUACAUGCCAACUUUACAUCAAAGUGCGUUUCAGCUGGCAGACAUCAGAUGUCGCUCGCGGUUUGUCCCAAAAACAAUGAUUUACUCGCAGGUAUGUUCGUGGCAAGUCACAAGAGAGGGUUUUAUUAUGAAAUACACAGUGGUGAGAUGGCCGUCAUAUCUAAAAGUCAGGCUUGAUCAGAAAAUCUAUGUAACACGCUACACUGGGAAACGGGGGGUAUUCUCCAGUUAUAAGUAAGGUCUAUCUAGAUUUUUAAAGCCUCAAUCUGGGACUGAAGAAGUGGUGCUACAACUAUGCCACCACUUCUCCCUGACAAUGACAACAAAGCUCUGAAGUCCUGAUUUAAGGUGCUUUUGAAUGAGCUCUGCAGCAGGAGUCCUUGGGUGACAGACAGGCUAGCAGAGGGGGGGAAUUUUGUGCCUUUAGCCAUGGUACGUCCAUGGUGCGGUCUGAUGGUUUUGUCUGAUUACGGCUUUAAAAAUCCAGCUCAGGUCCAUUUGGAAUACAAAGUUCUAUUUUCAUAGGUCACAAUUUAUUAUUUUCCACAUCAGAUUGAAACAGAAGACAUCUAGAUUUGUAGUGGAUAUAUUACAAAUAUAUAUUGGAUGCUUUUUGCAACCUUUACAUCAGUAAGUCCAAACUGUUAUUGAACACUUUCUGUAAUUAUAGUAACUAAGAUUCAUUUAACUAUUUACUGAGACCCUAAUGAAAUAAUUUCAUGUUUAUUUAUUGCAUAUACAUUUAAAAAAAAUGAAAUUGAGAAACUAGUUUUAUACAGAAAAGUUCUAAUUGGUUUUAUGCGUUCAUUUAGACAUUGAAAGGUCAACACUGGUCUUAAUGUCUUACCCUGGCUGGGUUCAUGGUUUAAUGCAAGCUGUUUUCACCAGAGCACUGCACCACCACUGAUUUAUGUGGCUCACAGUAGUUUUCCAUACCACACUGUAACAAACUGCUGCAGAGGUGUGGGCUCGGUGAUUGGAAUAAACCUCGGAAACAGUGAGAAAUGAUUUGGAUGAGAUUGUGCCUGCUACCUGGAUAUUUGUGAACAGUAUUAUCCUGUUUGUUCCACUCUGGUCCUCCACUUGUUUGCUUUUAUUUGACCGUCUGUACACUCUAAUCACUACCAAAUGAGCUCAUUUCCAACUAAACAAUACAUUGCUUGUUACUAUGAAUGUGAUCUCCUCGAUAAACUAAAAUAUUGCAAGCAUGUUUAAUUCCCCCAAAAAAUAUAUUAACCUCCAACACUUUGUUGUAUAAAAUAUCAUACAGCUGCAGUGAAAAAGUUUCUCAUACAACUGAAAGUUUCUCAAGUUCUUUGCAGACUUAGUCCUGUCAGUAUUUCAAGUUGUUACAGACUUAUUCUUUUCAUGCUGUAACUUUCUGAACGACAGUCUUUGGAGUCCACCAUAUUCGUUGAGAGAUGCUGUUUUCUGUUAGUUUGGUGAAGGAAAUCUUGCUGCGAUACGUGCAGCUGCUAAUCAGCUCUUGUAACUGCACUCCUAUCUCAAACAGUCAUAUUAAAUAUAGAAGCAAGCUGACGUUAACAUAUUUAUCAGGUCACGCUGUAAUGGUGCGUGGCACGUUGAAGACAACGUUGGCCAAUUGCAGCUCUGAUAAGGGUGAGUUGUAUUGUUGCGAGUGCACUGGUGAUUAGCAGUUAAACGAUAUCCAGGAAGAAAACAAACUGAAGAACACAGACGUACACCUCUCUCUUGUUAACGACAAUCAGAUUUGACUUGUAACCGUAUCCUGCACAGAAGCUGCCUGUGCCAGAGUCUGACUUCAUCAUUUAGAUUUUAAAAAUCUUUCAGUAUGUUCCUGGGUUACAUAGUUUCUCCCACAAAGCUCAGCAGGCAAAACUCAGCGUUUCCUGAAAUUCUCGCCGUGGCCCAAUAUGACCGUUUGGUCUCGGCCACCUCAGCCGCACACAUUCAAGUUCAUCCACGUCACAGUCCCUUUCAACACUGGUGCUGUUCGUAGUGGACGACAAGACUCAACUGUCAGAACACUUUCAACAUGUACGCUCAGUGCCGUUUUACACUUUCCUAUGUGCAAUGUCAAUUUGAAAAAGAAGAAUGUUAAUUUAUACUGUUUUAAAUGUUUCAGAACAGAUGUACGAUGUAUAUAGAGGUGUAUAAUAAGCCAUUGUACCAUGUAAAUUAUAUGGAAGUAUUUUUUUAAUGAAGAUGUCCUAACAUUCCUUAACAUUCGUUAAUAUCAGCAGUAUCUUUUUUUUUAAAGGUACAAGACAUGUCCAGUAUGAUUACAAGGAUUAACACAGGGCUUUGUCUGCAUGGGAAUGUGGUGCAGAGUGUUAGUCUCUCCCCAAACAUGAUAACUAAAUACAGAAAACUCUGGACUAAACCGCUAUCGUGAAAACAGAUUAAAUGAAGAAUCAGAAUCCUUAUGUCCUUACCCAGAAUUUCACACUUUCAAGGCUCACAUCAGGGUGCAACAGCUGUCCAGCUGUGUGUUCAGCUGAUAACAGAAGGUAAUUCAGCCAAAACUGACUGAACCCGCAAGUCGUUUUCCUGUUUUCAGUUUCAAGAAAAAGUGCAAUUGUUCAUCAUCAUCAUCAAAACAUGUAUUUUUAGUCGGAUGAGGGAAUUCUCAGUCUCCAUUUAUGUAUUUCUAUACAUCCACGUUUGGUGUAGCAAACAGUAGACAGCCCAUAAUAUACAUUCAGCUCAGCCAGCAACUCAGAGGUGCCAUAGAUGAUUAUAUUUUCACUUUCCUUUGUUAUUCAGUUUUAUCUCUACUCUCUACUACUGAAAGAAAUCUAUGGAUGAAUAAUGUUGAGAUAGUUCAUGCAUUGUGCUCCAGAUGUGGGUUAAGCCCCCUUUAUUUUGCUUUGGACAAAUCACCUCACUCUGCGCCAGAUGUUCAGAUGCGAGAUGAUUUCUAGAGUUGCUUUAGGUGUGUAUUGCUUCACAGAAGUUCUUGUAAAUAAUCCAUCUGCUCGGUCGGUACUGUUUUUCUUUGUAGUUGCUCGCUCCCCGACAGCAGUUACCACACCUUUCCUCUUUCUUUCUUCAUCUUUCAGAAUGCUGUCCUUCUUCAUGGGGUUUUCAGUGCGUGUUUUUUGAAGGCAUGUGAUUUGCAUCACAUUUAACUUGUGUUUUUCUGAUUUGUAAAAUAAUGACUGACACCUUAAAUGUGUGAGUGGGCAGUCAGAUCAAUGCUUUCUGUGUAAGAUUUGCCAGGACAUGAACAAAACAAACCUGGUUCACAGCCAUUUCUGCAGUUUCAGUGCAGAAACAAACAUUGAAUAUAUUGUAUAAUAGAAUGUAAAAAAAAAAGUUUAGACUAUAUAGUUGUUUAUUUUAUAUGUCUAAUAGAUUACAUAUGUAUGUUCCAUGAUUUUAAAAUUAAAGUAAUUUUGUAACAGAUAAUGAAGUGUCUUAUUAGAGGAGGUGAGGCUUUUUUUGCGUUCAAGUUGGUGUUGCACAGUCACUUGUAUGGCUUGUUUUCUUUCUGUAUUUACCAUCAAAAUAAGCUUUAAAAAUAUCGUUAAUAUUGUUUUAAAAGAAAUUAACAAAUUAAGUUUACAUUCUAAAAUAUCUUGAUAUUAAUUAUGUUAUAUUGAAUUAUUUAUAAAUCAAC
Chelmon rostratus (copperband butterflyfish) is the source of this 7278-nucleotide messenger RNA. It is a transcript of the gene npas2, whose product is annotated as neuronal PAS domain protein 2. The record is from RefSeq and is a predicted model, not a curated record. Gene Ontology annotation, biological process: circadian regulation of gene expression; regulation of transcription by RNA polymerase II. Gene Ontology annotation, cellular component: CLOCK-BMAL transcription complex; nucleus; cytoplasm. Lineage: Eukaryota; Metazoa; Chordata; Actinopteri; Chaetodontiformes; Chaetodontidae. Bases 392 to 3058 code for a protein of 888 amino acids. The transcript is spliced from 22 exons. Gene Ontology annotation, molecular function: RNA polymerase II cis-regulatory region sequence-specific DNA binding; protein dimerization activity; DNA-binding transcription factor activity, RNA polymerase II-specific.